Trichoderma aggressivum f. europaeum is the source of this 951-nucleotide messenger RNA. RefSeq lists its product as uncharacterized. NCBI's taxonomy places the organism in Eukaryota, Fungi, Ascomycota, Sordariomycetes, Hypocreales, Hypocreaceae. Gene Ontology annotation, biological process: L-cysteine biosynthetic process. Gene Ontology annotation, cellular component: cytoplasm. The transcript has a single exon. The record is from RefSeq and is a predicted model, not a curated record. Bases 1 to 951 code for a protein of 316 amino acids.
AUGAGUUCGACUCUCCCGAAACCAGUCAACAGCAUCUUGAGUGCAAUUGGCAACACCCCGGUGGUGCGCCUUAACAAUGUUGUGCCAAAAGAUGCUGCAGAAGUCUUCGUCAAACUGGAAUACUUUAAUCCAACCGGGAGCUACAAGGACCGCAUGGCAAGGUCUAUGGUAGAAGAGGCGGAGCGACGGGGAGACUUGAAAGCUGGUAUGACCAUUGUUGAAGCCACCGGUGGCAGUACAGGGGCGUCAUUAGCCCUCAUAUCUGCUGUCAAGGGAUAUUGCUUCUUGGUCGUCUGUUCCGACGCCUUUUCAGUCGAAAAGUUACGCACAAUGGCCGCGUUGGGAGCAGAAGUCGAUAUCGUACCCAGCGUUGGCGGGAAGGUCACCGCUGACCUGAUUCCCUCUUUGAAACGCCGUGCGGAGGAAAUUAGCAAGACCAAUGGCUAUUAUUAUACCAACCAGUUCCAUAACGACGAUGCACUUGUUGGUUAUGGGGAAAUCGGACACGAGCUUGUUGAGCAGUUCAGCGAUGGCAUCGACGCCUUCUGUGGUGCUGUUGGCACUGCCGGUAUGGCCACAGGAGUAGCAGGUGUUUUACGAGCAAAGCAGCCUCAUGCCAAAAUAGUAAUUCUGGAGCCUGCGGAAUCACCGAUGCUCACCAAGGGUCAGAAAGGAAGUCACACCGUCGAAGGCAUCGGCUCUGGAAUUAUCCCGCCGCAUCUGGAUCAGCGAUUAUACGACGAAGUUCGUGCUAUUCCUGAAGCAGAGGCUCGAGACAUGUGUCGCCGCUUGGCUAAAGAAGAAGGAAUGCUUGUUGGAACUUCAACUGGGAUCAAUAUUGUUGCCGCAAUACAGCUAGCUAAAGAGCUGGGUCCUGGAAAGAGGGUGGUUACCGUGGCGGUGGAUACUGGUCUCAAGUAUCUCAAUGGCACGCUUUUUGCAGACCAGUAG